Nicotiana attenuata is the source of this 1413-nucleotide messenger RNA. Its product is annotated as protein STRICTOSIDINE SYNTHASE-LIKE 2-like. Gene Ontology annotation, molecular function: strictosidine synthase activity. The transcript has 3 exons. Lineage: Eukaryota; Viridiplantae; Streptophyta; Magnoliopsida; Solanales; Solanaceae. Gene Ontology annotation, biological process: biosynthetic process. Bases 124 to 1272 code for a protein of 382 amino acids. The record is from RefSeq and is a predicted model, not a curated record.
CCUUCUUUUUUUUUAAAAAACUUUUUUAUGUGCCGUAAAAAUGUAAGUAACUAUUUAUGCAUGCCAAAACCCACACAGUAUCUAAUCUAAUAUUUUCAGUCCUCUAAAAACUUAGCCUAGCUAAUGGCGUCUUCUCUGUUACCUAUUUCUAAUUCCAGCUCAAGCUUUAUGCUUUCGUUUGCGGCAGCUAUUGUUGUUGUAAUAGCUGUGUCCUUCUUCUCAUUACUUGAUCAAAAUUCAUCAAUUAAUCCAUUAAUAGAGAGAAGGUUUGAAGAAUCAGAAGUAAUUGGAAUAGUGGGCGCUGUUGGGCCAGAGAGCUUUGCCUCUGACCCUCACGGUGAUGGUCCUUACGCCGGCGUUUCUGAUGGCCGAAUUAUCAAAUGGCUCCGAAAUGAGAGCCGCUGGCUGGAUUUCGCCGUCACAUCGCCGGAUAGGAGUGGAUGUGAAGGUUUUCAUGACCAUACUGAUACUGAGCACAGAUGUGGGCGCCCACUGGGUAUGGAGUUUGAUGAAAAUGGUGGUGAUCUAUAUAUAGCAGAUGCUUAUUUAGGCCUCCUCGUUGUGGGCCCAAAUGGAGGCCUUGCUACCAAAGUUGCUAAAAUGGCAGAAGGUGUUCCUUUUGGAUUCACCAAUUCACUCUGCAUUGAUCAAACUCAUGGAGUCCUCUAUUUUACAGAUAGCAGUACUACAUUCUCAAGAAGGAGUUAUGUAUCAGUCAUAGUUAGUGGGGACAACACAGGAAGGCUAAUGAAAUAUGACAUGAAAAGCAAGCUAGUCUCAGUUCUCCUCAAGAAUCUCAAGUUCCCAAAUGGAGUAGCCAUGAGCAAACAUGGUGAUUUCCUCCUUUUUGCAGAGACAACCACUUGCAAAAUCUUCAAGUUUUGGCUACAAGCUGGCAGUGUUGAGGUUGUCUCAGAACUCCCAGGUUUUCCAGACAACAUUAAACGGAAUAAAAAUGGAGAGUUUUGGGUGGGAGUUAACUCAAGAAGAAGCAAAUUCUUGGACUGGCUUCUCUCCAAAACUUGGAUUAGAAAUUAUUUGGCUAUAAUCCCUUUUGAUAUUACUAAAGCCCAUUCCUUCUUGGCAAGUCUUGGUCUUGGUGGGGGUGGUUUAGCAGUUAGACUUAGUGAAGAUGGCCAUAUAGUGGAGAUUUUAGAGGACUCAAAGGGCAAAAGAUGGAAAUUUGUCAGUGAAGUAAAUGAAAUAAAUGGGAAUUUGUGGGUUGGAUCAGUAAAAAUGCCAUUCGCAAUUAAAGAGAAGAUGGCUACUUAAUUAUCUUUUCCUCUUGGAAGAGAGAUACAAAUGUAGUUCGUGACAAUUACAAGAUGUAUAUUUCCAAGAAUUUUGCCUGAAACUGUUUUAAGUUUUAACAAAUGGAAUAUACAUGUAUAUUAUAUGUUUUAUUUUAGCCAA